AUGCUCCGGAACAAAUUAGAGGCGUCCAACGCUGAGAACCAGCACGUCAGGUUAAUGAACGUGUCAGAGCUCGAGAAAUGCCUCAAGGAAGCUCUGUACACGGACACCGUGGGAUGUCCAGAGUCGAUUCUCUACGACAUUUCCCAGGCGACCUACCACCCGGGAUUCCUCGACAGGAUCCUCAAGGCCAUCUGGAAGUGCAUCAACUCCAGAGCAUCCAAAGUGCGUCGCAUUCAAAAGGGAUUAUCGCUCCUCCAGUACCUCGUCAUCAACGGGUCUGAACGGUGCAUCAGCGACAUUCUGGUCCAUAUGGACGACAUUAACGCCCUGCACAAGCUCAAAUUCUCGCCUGCGAACAGGGAGAUUGGCGCUCUCAUCAAGGAAAAGGCGGUGAAGCUGACCUCGUUGAUUUGCGACACCGAGGCGCUGCAUGCAAAGCGCAAGUAUACUGCAUCAAUCCGAGACCGCUUCGUGUCUGUGGGAUCAAACAAUGGCAAGAUGGAGACUGACGUGCUACACAAACCAGUCUACGUUGUUGAUGAGGGGAAACCGGCGCCUGCACCCGAGUUUGUGCGCUCCCAAAUUGAUGUGCCUGAUAACCGCGGGUUCCUCUCGAGGCUUUUCAAGGGCAAGCAAAAGCCUGCUGUGGUAAAUGUUGGACUUUACGGACUCCCAGACGCUCAAGGAGGCAGGGGCGCCCUUUCAGGCCACAGCAGUGCAUACCCCGGUCUCGCUGGAUUGGGCGCCAGCUACGGCCAGGGUGGUUACAUGCAACAGCAACAACCACAACAGCCAGGCUAUGGCCACGCGGAUUAUAGACCUAGCGACGCCUAUUCCCAAGGAGGCUACACCCAUUUUAAUGAUCAUUACGGUGCCGACUACAGGCAACCUGACCACAGGAAUGUCGCCGACUAUCGGCAAGGGGAUCACGGGCAUGCAAGCGAGUAUAGGCAGGACGACUAUGGACGAACUCGCUACGUACAGAGCCAAGAUAGGCGACAGGUUCAUCAUGGAGGUUAUGGAAAUGGUCCAACCCGCAAGUCGUCUUUGGACUCUGGAUCGACAUUUAAAAAGUAUUCGAGUUCCUCUUCUUCCUCAUCAUCUAGUGACUCUGCUUCUUCAUAUGAUGAGCACAUCAAGCAUGGCAAGUACGUUUCGCGUGGUAGGCACAAGAGCGGUAAUCGGGAUAGACGAGUUGAGGAGGACUCUAUAAGGGAUGACUACGGGGACGUGUUUGAUGACUCUCCUGUCUUCCACUCGGCAGGACACCCCCAAAAUGAUCACUAUGUUCAUCGACCAGAUGAGGGCUACGCAGGCCAGUAUGGGCAUGGGCACUACUAUGGUCAAGACCACCAGUAUAGCCAAAAUCAGAGUUAUCCGCACUAUCCUCAUGAUCACCAGAGCCACCCACAAUACGCUCAUGACAGUCAUCAGUAUGAUCAUGACCACCACUAUGGUAGACCAGUGGGUGGACAUUAUGGUUACGGAGAUCCUGGUCACUAUGGGAAUAAAUACCUGGAGCCGCGAUAUGCGAGUACUCACCAGGAUAUGCCAAGCGUGCAUAGACAGUAUCUAUCGAGAGCAGAUGGGUCGAAUCCAUUUAAUAGAGGAUAA
Molecule: messenger RNA, 1614 nt
Organism: Theileria equi strain WA
Lineage: Eukaryota; Apicomplexa; Aconoidasida; Piroplasmida; Theileriidae
Product: ENTH domain-containing protein
Exons: 1
Coding region: 1-1614 (537 amino acids)
Biological process (GO): endocytosis
Cellular component (GO): endosome; plasma membrane; clathrin vesicle coat
Molecular function (GO): phospholipid binding; clathrin binding
Source: RefSeq, a predicted model, not a curated record